AUGGGACAAGUCAUUUACAUGCUCAUUUAAAUAGAUGUCCUCUUCGAGGUCAGAAGGAUGUCAAACAGAUGUUUUUGAAUCAAUUUAAAGAACCUAGUGGUAGGAUUGCAAUGGGAGCAUUUGAUUUUGAUCAAGAGAAAGGUAGGACAGAACUUGCAAAUAUGAUCAUCCUACACGAAUAUCCUCUGUCAAUGGUUGAGCAUACUGGGUUUAGAAAGUUUUGUAAUACAAUUCAACCAUUAUUUAAAGUUGUUUCUCGUAAUACCAUCAAGGCUGAUAUCUUGAAAGUUUAUGAUUAUGAGAGAACAAAAGUAAUGGGCUUGUUAGAGAGGACCAAUAGUAGAAUAGCAGUCACCACUGAUAUGUGGACAUCCAAUCAAAAGAAGGGAUUUAUGGCUAUCACUGCACAUUACAUAGAUGAUUCUUGGAGGCUUCAGAGCCGAAUUUUGAGAUUUAUAUAUGUCCCUUGUCCCCACACUGCUGAGUCACUGUCUACUGUGUUAAUGGAUUGUCUAUUUGAUUGGAAUAUUGAUCAGAAAUUGUCCACAUUGACUGCUGAUAAUUGCACCAUGAAUUACGCUAUGAUAAACAUUAUGUUAGAUAAGAUUUCUCUUGGUUCUUUGCUGUUGAAUGCCCGAGUGUUGAGAGAAUUCGCGAUAGUGUUUCAUAUUGGUCAGCAACACCAAAAAGAGUUGAAACUUUUGAGGCAGUUGCACGACAAAUGA
This is a messenger RNA of Olea europaea var. sylvestris, 725 nucleotides long. Its product is annotated as zinc finger BED domain-containing protein DAYSLEEPER-like. Bases 69 to 725 code for a protein of 218 amino acids. The record is from RefSeq and is a predicted model, not a curated record. NCBI's taxonomy places the organism in Eukaryota, Viridiplantae, Streptophyta, Magnoliopsida, Lamiales, Oleaceae. The transcript is spliced from 3 exons.